Messenger RNA from Epinephelus lanceolatus (giant grouper), 6054 nucleotides. RefSeq names its product protein mono-ADP-ribosyltransferase PARP14-like. Gene Ontology annotation, biological process: negative regulation of gene expression; protein poly-ADP-ribosylation. Gene Ontology annotation, molecular function: NAD+ poly-ADP-ribosyltransferase activity; transcription corepressor activity. The record is from RefSeq and is a predicted model, not a curated record. Gene Ontology annotation, cellular component: nucleus; cytoplasm. Lineage: Eukaryota; Metazoa; Chordata; Actinopteri; Perciformes; Serranidae.
GAAAGUGAAACUAGGCUGAAGCUCAACGACGCUCCGCCGCCUGUUUGUGUCAGUCAGUCGGUGUGUGUGAGUGUGUGUGAGUGAACUGGACAGCAGCAUGGAUGAACCCGAGUGUCUGCCGGUGACCGUGGAGGGGGACUGGAGUCCAGCUCAGACCAAAAGCAUGAAGAACAAACUGCAGCUGUACUUCCAGAGCAAGAAGAAGUCCAGCGGAGGAGACUGUCGAGUGGAGGCGGAGGACGGAGCUCCGAGGGCCGCCGUGUACUUCAGAUCAGAGGACGUGAGAGAGCGAGUCCUCGCCAGGAAGAACCAUGAGAUCAUUCUGGAGAAUCGAACCGUGACGUUACGUCUGAUUUCUGCAGCUAGUCCGACGAGCAGUGACGACACCUCAGGAGAUCCAGCGACAGAUUCAAAGACUCAGGCGUCAGACGCUGAACCCGCAGAUGGAGCUCCUGCAGAGAACAAAGAGGAGUCAGCGUCCACUCAGAGCGUCUCUGUGGUGUUGGACAAUGUGUCUGACAACAUGUCCAGAGAUCUGCUGUGCAUGCUGGUGGAAAAUGUCUCGGGUUUGGACGAGAGCGGCUACAGUCUGGAGAUCAUCUGGGAGACCAACAGAGCCGUGAUCACCUUUAACAAACCUGCAGAUGUGGAGAGGUUCCUGGGUCGGUCCAGCCAGAAGCUGCAGAGACAUGGACUGACCGCUCGGCCGCUGGAGGCAGCAGAGAGCGUCCGAGUAGAGAGUCUUCCUCCAACUGUAGUUAAAGAGAUGUUGGAGUUGUAUUUUGAGAAGAACUGGACCCUGCCAGAAAAUAUCGUCAUGAUCCCGAGCGAACAGGCUGCCAUCGCGACUUUCAGUGACCCCAAAGUUGUGGAAAGUAUUUGCAUAAAACAAGACUAUGUGAUGCGGACCAUUCCUGUCAAGAUGUAUCCGUACCAUGAGUCCCUGGGCUCCGCCCUGUACGGCAAAGAACGACCAACAUGGAAGAUGCCCGAGCCCUUCACAGAGAGCGUUCACCACGUUGUCUGGAAAUUCCUCCUGAUGAAGAAGCUGUUAAAAAGCAUCAACGAUCAGAUGAGUCCGUUCUUCUGCAGCGUGGACUUGGAUAACCCAGAGGUGAAACUCAGCCCUCUCCCGAGCUUUUUGAGGCAGAAAGGUCUGACCGCCAAACAUGUCGAUAAUUGGAUGAGUACCGCCCAAAAGGCCUUCCGUAAGCAAAUGUCCCAGUACACAGCCUUUGAAUGUCCAGCAAACGCACAUGCAUGGAAAGUUGCAGAAAAAGACGUCCGUUCUGUUAUCAGGGAAAACGCCAUCCCCGUUCUGGAUGCAUCCAGGGGGGUUUUGACCUUGGCUGGUGGAGCUGACGAUAUAAAACAAAUCAAACUCCCUGUGGAGAACAUUGUUCUUAAAGCCAUGGAUCAGAUUAAACGGCAGACAGACAGUGUCUCUGAGAUAAUGAAUAUGUCCCCGACAAUGUUCUACAUCCUGCAGCAGGAGGGCUUCCAGAAAGCUGCCCAGGACAUUUCUCCUGACAUGAAACUCUCCUUUGAUGAAGGAACCCAGAAAUUAACCAUUAGAGGACUCCCUGCAGAGGUUUUCCAGACCAAGGCAUGGAUCUUGGAGAAGACUGUGGGUAUGAGUAAAAAGCAGCUGAAUGUCCCCCCACAUCUUCUAGACUUUCUCAAGACAGUGGAUCCCAUGGUGAUGUCGCAGUGCCUGUUCACAUCCCAAGGCAUCAGUGCCAUCUACAGCAUUGAGAGCAAAGGGCUCUUCCUGUUGGGGAGUUCUGAAAGUGUUCUUGCUGCUGCUGAGAGUAAGAUGAAGACCGCUUUAGCUGUGCAGACUCUGGAUGUAGAAGACCAGGAAGUUCUGAAACUUCACAACUGGGUGAACCUGAAACAACAGCUGUUGGACACCUACAACUCUGCGAAUAAGAGAACAGUGGCCAUUCAGAUCCACCCAGAGAGAAGAGACAAAGUAAUGGUGGCCGGCUUCCAGGAUCCAGUGAAAGAGGUCACCCGCAGUCUGAAGGAAUUCAUCGAGAACUACUCACGAGUUCAAGAAACCAUUCGUGUCGAGUCCUGUGCUGUUGUUCAGUUCAUUGGCAAGAAGAAAACAGAAGAUUGGGACAGUAUUGCCAAAGCUAAUGAUGUGGAAAUCCGUUUUGACUCAGAGAGGCCAAAAAUCAUCCUGGCUGGGGCUCGUCUCCAUGUCCAGAAAGCCAAAAUCUGCUUUCAGGAGCUAACUGGUGCUCUGUUCACUGACACCUUCAUCGUGGACAAGCCUGGAGCUAAGAAGUACUUUCAGACUCAAGGAAGCCUGUUCCUGUCUACAAUAAUGACAGAGUUCAGCUGUGUGGUAUUGCUUCGUCCAGAGAUUCAAGAGGAAGAGGAGGGAGAAGACUACGAGGAAGAAAAUGGCCUUAGUUAUUGCAAAGUGAAGACCACGAGUGGAGUUCUGGUUUCCGUCAGCAAGGCAGACAUCUGUAGCUUCAAAGUGGAUGCAGUGGUCAACGCAGCUAACGAGGAGUUAAAGCACAUUGGUGGCCUGGCUUUUGCGUUGCUCAAGGCUGCAGGACCAGAGAUGCAGAAAAUCAGUGACAACCACGUUGCCAGGAAUGGAAAACUACGUCCAGGUGAUGCCAUCGUAACAGGUGCAUACAACCUGCCUUGCAAGCACGUUGUCCAUGCAGUUGGUCCACGGUUCUCUGACUUUGACAGGAAGACAUCAGUGUCGCAUCUGAACCUCGCUGUUAAAAGAAGUCUGACACGAGCAGAGGAAGUGAACUGCUCAACCAUCGCGCUGCCAGCGAUCAGCUCAGGUGUGUUUGGUUUUCCUGUUGAACUCUGUGCUGAGACCAUUGCUCAGGCUGUGCGGGAGUUCUGCGACAGUCCAGGGGGUCCGAGAUCAUUGACAGAGAUUCACCUGGUGGACAACAAUGAUAAGACCGUGAGAGUCCUGGCCACAGCUGUCAACAAAGAGUUCAUGGACCUUGGACCUUCAAUGACACUACCACAGCCGACAGAAGAAAGAGGCACCGGGGCUUCAGGUGGGCAUCAGUGGGGUCGAGGUCAGAGCCAGUUGCCCAGGGGCCGUCGCUUUAGUGAAAGAGGAGGUGGAGGACGAGGACGAGGUCUGCAAGGUAACAGCGGAGGUCACAGCCUCAGGGGACACGCCCGGUCCGGAGGGCACGGAGGGUCGGGGAGGUUGGAGCAGACCACAGCUGAGGGUCUGAAGAUUGUUCUCUUGAAGGGAAACAUCCAGGACCAGACUACUGACGUCAUCGUCAACACCAUCUCAGAGGACAUGAACCUGAACCAGGGAGCUGUGUCCAAAGCGAUCCUGCAGGCGGCCGGGCCCAGCCUGCAGUCAGCUGUCCGGUCUGAAGCCGGCUCGUCCCCGUUGCCGUACGGCGACGUCGUCGUCACAGAUGGGUUUAACCUUAAGUGUCGUAAAGUCUUUCACACUGUUUGCCCAUAUUGGAACAACGGAGCCGGCCAGGCGGAGGAGGAGUUAUUGUCCAUCAUCAGUUACUGUCUAGAGGAGGCUGAGAAAUGUCAGAUGGCGUCGCUGUCCUUCCCGGCCCUUGGCACCGGAAACCUGGGCUUCCCCAAAGACCUGGUGUCCAGAUUCCUGCUGCAGGAGAUCCACUCAUUCAGCCGCAGACUGAAUCCUCGCCAUCUGAGAGAGGUGGCCAUCGUCGUUCACCCGAGUGACAGCCAAACUGUGGAUUGUUUCAGCAGGGCGUUCAGAGGUCAGACUGUUCAGAGAAACAUCCAACAUGAAGCUCAGGGAUUCAACGACUCACCAGUUAGACGUUCACCUCGCCACUCCGCCUCUCCACCACAGCAGUCCUCAGCCUCCUUCAGUCAGGUGUCGUCCCCCUCCCUCGGUGUGUAUCAGAUGAAGAUGGGUCAGCUCACCCUCGAGGUGUCAUCUGGAGACAUCACCAAGGAGGCCUGUGAUGUCAUAAUCAACUCCUCCAAUCAGGACUUUACCCUUAAAUCAGGAGUGUCAAAGGCGAUCUUAGACAGUGCUGGGUUAACAGUUCAGCUGGAGUGCUCACAGAUUGUGAGUUCUCCGAAUUACCAGCCUAGCCAGUUCAUCAUGACGUCGGGCGGCCUGCUGCCCAGCAGACACAUCAUCCACGUUGUCGGCCGGAACGAUCCUGCAAAGAUUAAGGACAUCGUUUACUCUUUGUUGAAGUAUUGUGAAGAGAACAAGUUUAAAUCGGUCUCCUUCCCAGCGCUUGGAACAGGUCAGGGAGGAGCCAACCCGUCAGCGGUGGCGGACGCCAUGGUGGAUGCGGUGGUGGACUUUGUGAGGAAGAAGAACCCGAGGUUUGUUGACAGCGUGAAGAUCCUGAUCUUCCAGACGGUCAUGAUGACGGAGUUUCACAAAAGCAUGAAGAAGAGAGAGGGAGAGGAGGUGGCAGAGAAGAGUGUCUUUACAAAGUUCAAAGACAGCGUCACUUCUUUUUUCAUGGGACUUGGGGAGGAGCGUCCCAGUGCUGACCCUCUGGUUCUGGAGGGAGAGGAGUUUGAGCCCACAGUGUUUCAGCUGUGUGCCGACAACAAAAAGGCUGUGACUCAGGCCAAGAGAAGGAUUGAGGAGCUGAUUGUGGCCGAGCAGGCGGAGAGAACCAUCAAAGACCAGUACAUCAGUAAGCUGUCACAGGCUGACAUUGACCAGCUGAAGGCCCUGCAGAGGAAACUGACGGUGAGCAUCCGUCUGGACCGAGGGCUGGAGGACCAGGAGCCCAACAUCCACCUGGAGGGUCUGACCAGAGACGUCUACACCGCUGAGUCCGAAGUCAGGGACAUCAUUCGGAAGGUGGAGAGGUCGGAGAACUUAAAGAGCAAGGCGUUGCUGCUGAGCGGACUGGUAGAAUGGCAGUUUGAGAGCAGCAGCGGGGUGAUGGUGCCCUGCGACAUUUACACCAACCUCACCCUGGAGGAGGCUCUGGAGAAGAAGGAAGAACGUGUGAAGAUCAAGAUCAACAAUGAGACAUACCACGCUAAAGUAACGCUUAGAAAAGCAGUGUCAGCGAACGGGCGUAAAGAGGUGGAGCUGCUGAGGAAAGAGGUUAAAGAUGACGCUGCUCUGCCGUCACACUGGGAUGACAUGAAAGGCGACCUCCUCAAACUGUUCCCUCUGACUGCGGGAUCUAAGGAAUAUAACGAUGUGGAGACAGAGCUGAAAAAGACCGGUCUCUCUGCAAACAUCAUCAGCAUUGAACGGGUCCAAAAUACGACACUGUGGCAGAGCUACCAGCUGAUGAAGAAACAAUUGGAGGUGAAGAACAAACAUACCAACAAUGAAAGGAAGCUGUUCCACGGCACCGGAGCCAACUCCAUCGAUCUCAUCAACAAACAAGGCUUCAACCGCAGCUACGCAGGAGCACAUGGUGCAAUGAUAGGCAAUGGCUCUUACUUUGCUGUGAACCCAGUCUACUCUGCACAAGGGUACGCCAAACCUGAAGCCAGAGGCCACAAGCGCAUGUACCUGGCCAGGGUCCUGGUUGGAGACUUCACCAAUGGACGAAGCGGCUUGAUCACUCCACCCUCCAAAAACUCUGGGAAUGCUGCAGACCUGUAUGAUAGUGUUGCAGAUAACAGUUCCAAUCCAACCAUGUUUGUGGUCUUCAAUGACAUCCAGGCAUACCCAGAGUACCUGAUCACAUUUACAUGAUUGAUGCUACGAUCACAUUGUGUAACUGUUCCUGUUAACCUCGUUCUGUUCUUGUUAAAAUUCAGUCUGCAAAAACAAUUUCAAUUAAUUAUAUGAUAUUAACAAACACUGCAUAUUUCUUAGAGGCGUGUUUCCAUUUUCUUGAUUUGAACAGUCGCCGCAUGAUUAAAUAAAAAGAAAGCACUGUUUUUGAGUAUAAGAUUAAAGUUAGCUAGAAAAUGAAAAAAAAAAAAAGAUUAAAGUAUGAUUAUCAAUAUUUUAAAGGUGUCAUUUUCCUUCAUCUGACAUUCAUCACUUUGUAUCCUUUGUUAUGGGAUGUAAUCUAAAAACUGUUUAUUAAAGAAACAUUGCAACAGUUUCAGAAA